Messenger RNA from Komagataella phaffii GS115, 738 nucleotides. RefSeq lists its product as hypothetical. Lineage: Eukaryota; Fungi; Ascomycota; Pichiomycetes; Pichiales; Pichiaceae. The record is from RefSeq and is a predicted model, not a curated record. The coding region runs from base 1 to 738 and encodes 245 amino acids. The transcript has a single exon.
AUGGUAGUUUCCUCAGGUAUUCAACUCCCUUACUUUACUACGAACUCAGCUUCUAUUGAACCUACACACACAAAAAACACGAGAACCUUCAAAUUGAAUAACUCAAAUAAGUCUGAGGUAAAGAACUUUCUUGCUGAGUCAGAGUCGGGAUCCAGCUCUGCUAGUGAUGAAAGCGCUUUACCAGACCUGGUCUACGACGAUAAUGAUAUCAACAGUUACAAAUAUAAAGAAAAGAGCUUUCUGAUCAGCGUCAUCGUUUCUUAUGUCUCAAAAACCUUAGCAGAUUUGUUUUCAAUUUCUUUGGAAAACUCAACUUGUCGUUGUGGUUGUGUUGAUUAUAGUACACUGAGACUUUUCAUCACAGAAAUAGUACGGAGGAGUCAAACUUCUCUACACGGAUUCAAAAUGUCAACGAUAUACCUGCUCAGAUUUCAUCAAGUUUUGCAGUACAUGUCCGAGCACUACGUGGUCCCAGAUUCGUUGUGUUUGAAGAUAAUUGCCCUCUGUUCUUUCAUGCUAACCUCAACAAACAUUAGUAAUCAACCAGUGGAUUUCAAUCAUUGGCAACUGAUUUCAGGAUUAAGUGAAGCUAGAUUAAAGUCAGAAUUCAGGCAGUUUAUUGGACUUUUAACCGAGAAUUAUGAUGACCACAAGAGCUUGGUCGUGACUACUAACGAAUUUCAUGAUCUAAACUUAAAAUUAAAAGAGGCCAUAUGCGCGUGCGUUCAAGUCAUUUAG